AUGGCCCCUUCAAUUCUGCGAGCUCGAUGUGCCCUUCGAUCCGCUCUGCGGCCUGUUAAGCCAUCUGCAUUCACCCCCUCGACCUCGCGAUUCGGCGCACGUAGCUCAAGGCGGCAUGCCUCCAGCUCCUCUCAUUCGACAGACUCCCUUCUUCUCGGCCGUCUGCGCAUCGCCUUCUGGAGCGCUUCAAUUACCGCAUCUCUUUAUGUCGGCUAUCUUUACGCUACCGACACCCGCGCCUCGGUGCACCGUUGGAUUGUUCCGCCUCUCCUGCGUCUGGUCCUGCCCGAUGCCGAGGAUGCCCAUCACGUUGGCACGGUAGCUCUCAAGACGCUCUACCAGCUGGGCCUCAAUCCCCGCGAACGCCCCGAGCUGUCCCUCGUCUCCGCGGCCAAGGAGCCGUCCGACCUCGCCGUCUCAGUGUUUGGUACGGUCGUCGCGAACCCAAUUGGCAUCAGCGCCGGCCUCGACAAGGACGCUGAGAUCCCCGAUGCGCUCUUCGACCUCGGCGCCGGCAUUGUGGAGGUGGGCGGAUGCACGCCCAGGCCGCAGGGCGGGAACCCGAAGCCGCGCGUGUGGCGUGUCCCAGCCGUGGAGGGUAUGAUCAACAGAUAUGGCCUGAACUCUCGAGGAGCAGACGCGAUGGCCGCUACGCUGCGCGACAGGCUGAGGAAGUUUGCGCGGUCGCUAGGCCUUACUGAGCAGCAGGUGCUGAAUGGCGAGGGAACCGAGGUGCCCCCAGGAAGUCUGCUACCUGGCCGGCUGCUCUUGGUGCAGAUUGCUAAGAACAAGGAGACAGACGAGCGAGACGUGGAGGCUGUUGCCAAGGACUACGUCUACUGUGUUAACCGCCUGGCACCAUAUGCCGAUGUGCUAGUGGUGAAUGUCAGCAGCCCGAACACGCCGGGUCUGCGAGACCUGCAGGCUACUGGGCCAUUAACAAAGAUAUUAAGCGCUGUCGUCGACGAAGCUAGGAAAACGGCCAGGAAAACAAAGCCAAAGGUCAUGGUCAAGGUCUCCCCAGAUGAAGACGAGGACUCCCAGAUAGAGGGCAUUGUCCAGGCGGUCUGGAUGAGCGGCGUCGACGGCGUCAUCGUGGGCAACACAACCAAGAGAAGGCAAGGGCUGGUCCCGGCCGGCAUAAAGCUCACCGUCAAAGAGCAGCAAGCGCUCACGGAGCAAGGUGGCUUCUCAGGUCCUACGAUGUUUGAUCAAACCCUGUACCUUGUCCAGAGAUAUCGAAAACUGCUAGACGGGCACUCCUUGCAAGCAGGCACAGACGAGGUCACCUCAAACGCAGGCAAGAGCUCGGAUCAAAAAGUGAUUUUCGCGAGCGGAGGCAUCAAGGAUGGCCAGCAGGCUCUAAAAGUUUUGAAUGCUGGCGCAAGUGUUGCUAUGUUGUAUACUGGUUUGGUCUAUGGAGGAUCCGGGACGGUCACACGCAUGAAGGGAGAGCUCAGAAAAGAAAUUGCCGAUGGCAAGGCAUAG
This is a messenger RNA of Phaeoacremonium minimum UCRPA7, 1488 nucleotides long. RefSeq names its product putative dihydroorotate dehydrogenase protein. Gene Ontology annotation, cellular component: mitochondrial inner membrane; cytoplasm. The record is from RefSeq and is a predicted model, not a curated record. Gene Ontology annotation, molecular function: dihydroorotate dehydrogenase activity. Lineage: Eukaryota; Fungi; Ascomycota; Sordariomycetes; Togniniales; Togniniaceae. Gene Ontology annotation, biological process: pyrimidine ribonucleotide biosynthetic process; 'de novo' pyrimidine nucleobase biosynthetic process. The transcript has a single exon. The coding region runs from base 1 to 1488 and encodes 495 amino acids.